UAAUAUAUCAAAAUUUAAAAAGUGCUAGUGAUAAAUCAACUCAAGUGUAUAUUCCUGAUUUACCAUGUAAUAUUCUAUGUGAUAUUGAAGAAAAUAUUAUUGAAGAUAGAAAACCAAAACUACCUGAAAAAAUAUUAUUAGAUACUAUUGCCUCUAAACUUUAUCCUGAUGCAUCAUUUAUAGAUGAUUAUAGUUCUUUUAGUACUGAAAUAAUAGAAAUGACUCAUAAAAAAUUCGAUGGUACUGAAGUAAAAUAUGGUAAAACUGUUUAUACAGAUAAAAAUAUCGUAACAAAUUCUUUAAUUAUGUUAAAUAGAUUUGGUCAAAAAAUAUCUGAUGACCUUCCAAAAGCAUUUAAAUUGAGAUUACAUGAUUUUUUUACUCAAAUAGAUAUGAGUAUAGUAUUAAAUACUGGCAAAGAAGGAGAUCUUAACAUGAAAGAAACUGAAGAAAAUUUUGCUUUUAUGAAAGAUAACCUCGAACUUGGAGAUAUUUUUAAGAAAGAUAACUGGGAAUUUAUACUUGCUCGUGAUAUACCUGUUAACAUAGAGGAAUUAUCAAAAAAUAUUAAAUCUGAUAAACCAUCAUGGUAUGAUUUUAGUAUAAAACUUCACCAUAGUCAUGUAAAUACAAAACAAAAAUCUGAAUCACAAGGAAUGCCAUAUGGUUUAAAAACUAUAGAUAAAGAAAAAAAUUUAAUAAUUUACUGUUGUGAUAAAGAACCUGUAACUAAUUCCAAAGGAGAACAAAGUUAUAUUGUUAGAUAUCAACCAAAUGUUAUCUGGGUUUUGACUGUAACAUUUGAUCCUGAUACAAUGAGAAAAAAUAUAGAAAAUAGCCUAAGAUUACCAGAUAUAGAAUAUAAUAAUGAUAUAAUAUUCUUCAGAAAAGAACCUUCAUUUCCAACACAUCCUAGACCUUUUCUUCUUGUUAAUAAGAUCAUACCUAUCAUGGCUUAUGAAACUAACAUGGAUAGUACUGCAAAUCUCAAACAAGCAAGUAGAACAGCAUUGCAACAAUUAGUAGAAGCUGUUAAAGAAGCUAUGAAAAAUCCUGAUGUUGGUAGUAGUAAUGAUAGUAAAAAUCUUUUCAGUAUUUCUUUUGAUCCUAGUCAACAAGCUUCUCCUGCUACAUAA
Molecule: messenger RNA, 1136 nt
Organism: Scutellospora calospora
Lineage: Eukaryota; Fungi; Glomeromycota; Glomeromycetes; Diversisporales; Gigasporaceae
Source: the annotation of a GenBank genome assembly